UCUUUCUUCUUAGUAGUUUAAUUAUUCCUAUCAAUAAUUCAAAGUUGCUUCCUUCCGUAUGGAUUAGAAAGACUUAGGCAUAUAUAAAUAUAUACCAAACAAUCCUAUAAAUUACACACACACAAAACUCUCACCACCAUCCAACUAUCAAAGUCACCACAAAAUACACAUCAAGAUUAGGAAAAUGAGUUCCUUAAAACAACUUUCUGUGCACAGUACCAACUCCAAGGUCAUUACAGAGAAGAGAAGAUCGGUGACAAUCCCUUCGAAUGGGGGCAAUAAGCUAGAGAGCAAGCCAACGAUUCAUGAUGUCGACAAAUGCGCCGAAACUUUCAUCCAAAACUUCCGGCGUCAGCUUCUUCUUCAGUCCGAUAACAUCCUCCGGCCGUAGAGGAGGUCUUUGAUAUAUAUAUAUUACUAUCACAUAAAAUAGAUGUAGCAUGUCAGAGAUAACAUGUCUUAUUUGACUUAUCUUUAUAAGCUUAGGCGAUUGCAGUUGUAUUAUGACAUUUCUUAUAAUCAUAAUUCCACCACAAGUUUUAGAAGGAAA
This is a messenger RNA of Camelina sativa (false flax), 550 nucleotides long. RefSeq lists its product as uncharacterized. The record is from RefSeq and is a predicted model, not a curated record. Lineage: Eukaryota; Viridiplantae; Streptophyta; Magnoliopsida; Brassicales; Brassicaceae.